GUCUGUGGCGGCUGUGAGUCAGAAUAGAUCUCGACUCCCAGCGAUCUGCAAUUUUCCACUAUAAUAGUAUUGAAAAUCAGAUUUAGCACACAUCAAGACGACCCGCUAAUGGCACACGUUCUCUUGUUACCCCUCAAAGCAUAAACGUGCCCUACUUCCUCAAUCUCUGCUCUUUCCUUUUGUUUCUGCGGAUGGCAUCAUGGAUCUGUGUGGUUUGAGUGUAUUAUCGAUGGACGGCAGCGCUCUGGAUCUGAAGUCUGUGAGGUCAUUGUGUCAUGUCGAGAAGAAUGUGAAGUCAUUUCAAUGCGCCUGAUUACAGCCACCACUGGAGAGCCUUGACUCAACAUGCAGGGGUGGCCCGGACAGCCCAGCAGCAGCAGCUAGGAUGCCUAUCACCCAAGAAAAUGCCCUGAGCCAUUUACCUCUGCUGGAUAACUGGCUCUGGGCACGAGAAAAGGACAGAGAUGAGGGCAAUGAGCCUCGGACUAGCACAGGCAGUGUUUGCCAGGCUGCUGUCCGCAAGCUUGUGGAAUACAUCCAGCUAAACUUUGCUGAAGUUGAGAGUCCUUUGUACUGUAGCAGCCAAUUCAGAGAGGAAAUCGAUUCUGAGGUGAAGGCAGUCUAUUUGAGCAAGUCUGAGGAAGAUGGCCCAGAGUUCGGGCUCAGCUUUGGAAACAUUCCGAUUUUUGGAGACCCUGAGGGGAAGAGUAAAGGGGUCAGAAGGAGGCGCAGAAAGGGUGAUAAAGGCCCUGUCUUGGACGUCGGGUGCAUUUGGGUGACUGAAGUGAAAAAGAACAGCCCAGCAGCGCGUUGUGGAGAUAUUAAACUGCGAGAUGAGCUUCUGUCACUGAACGGACAGCUGAUGGUUGGGGUCGAUGUCACCGGAGCCAGUUACUUGGCAGAGCAGUGCUGGAAUGGAGGCUGCAUCUACCUGAUCAUGUUGCGAAGAAUUAAACGCAAGGCUCCUCUCCCUCCAUGCAAUGGCAGUGGGGGCAAUUCUGUGGACGUCUCUAAUGAGCACCGGCGCAGUGUCUCCUCCGAGCCUGCAGGCAGCCCUACACCGAAUGGACAGAACGGCAAACGAAUCCGCAAAUUUGGUGUCAUUUCCCGCUCCUCCUUCACUCGAGACCGCAAAGACAGUAAAGAUAGCCGGGGCUUUAAGCAUGAGAAUGGUUACAACUUCAUGGAGGCAGAGGUCACGUCUCCAGAGAGCAGCACCCCGACCAAUUAUAGUCCAGUCUUUGGCUCCUCAGAGCUGAUAUCCAAUCACAUGAAAGUGGGGAGCACAGCCACCCUGCCUAGCCGAUUCCACUCACGCCGGUCUGAGUCAAUAAACAGUGAGCCUUCCAGUCAGGUCAGAAAUAUAACGUCCUGUGACAGCAGCCGGAUCUGGAAGAUGCACGUGGUAAAGGGUCGGGAUGGACUGGGUGUCCAGAUCACAGGCGGGCGAGGGUCCAAGCGCUCUCCUCACGGGAUCAUCGUGGCCCACGUGGAGGAGGGAGGAGUCACACAGAGAGAUGGCCGUCUGAAGGCAGGUGAUGAGUUACUGAUGAUAAAUGGUCACUCCCUGGUUGGACUCUCACACCAGGAGGCUGUAGCCAUCCUGCGUUCCACUGCCGGACUUGUGCAGCUGGUAGUGGUCAGCAGGGAUGAAUCCGAAGUGGACUUCCACAAGUACCCGUCCACCAGCUUGCCUGACCUAGUGAGCACGUGCUCUGGUCCGGACGCCUGUCCCUCUCCUGGAGAGGAGUUGGAGAAGAUGGACCCGGACACGGAGGACGUGAGGGCCAGCAGCCUUUCACUGCUCACCCAGGACUUGUUUACAGAUCUUGACAGACUGGAGGAACUUGGCAGGAUUGAGGGUCACAAGGGAUGUUGCCGUAGCCCCACAACAAUGAAGUUCCGCAGCAGAUCCCAAGGUGGAGGAAGCCACUUGGAGUCUGUUGGGGAAGACGAUGAGCUUAUCGUAGAAAAUGGGGAUACGGGAAGUGACGCUGUAGAAAAACAAGCAGGAGGAGGACGCAAACACUCCCUCCCACAGCAGCUGGAUACAGUGGGGGUCCGACAGGAAUAUCAAAUUGUGAAGAAAUGGGCUCGUUCCCUGAGCACUGUUCAGGUGGAAUCUCCAUGGCGGCUGGCACAGCCAUCCAUAAUCUCCAACAUUGUCCUGAUGAAAGGACAGGGCAAGGGUCUCGGCUUCAGCAUUGUUGGUGGGCAGGAUUCAGCCCGGGGGAGGAUGGGUAUAUUCGUCAAAACUAUUUUCUCCAAUGGAGCCGCUGCAGCAGACGGGAGGCUGAAAGAAGGUGAUGAGAUAUUGGAGGUGAAUGGAGAGUCUCUCCAAGGCCUCACACACCAGAAGGCCAUUCAGACUUUCAAGCAACUGAAGAAGGGAGUAGUUACCCUCACAGUACGGACCCGUCUGAGAAGCCCAAGUCUUACACCCUGUCCCACGCCAACCCUGCUCAGCAGAUCCAGCUCUCCAAACUCAAAUGCCAGUGGUGGGACUCCAGUCCCUGCUAGCUUUGAAGAUGGGGACUCUCGUAAGGGUCCUGGUCCCAAAGAUCGAAUUAUCAUGGAGGUUACACUGAACAAAGAGCCAGGUGUGGGGCUGGGUGUCGGUGCCUGUUGUCUAACACUGGAAAACAGUACACCUGGGAUCUACAUCCACAGCUUGGCACCAGGAUCUGUUGCAAAAAUGGAUAGCAGGCUCAGUCGAGGAGACCAGCUCCUGGAGGUGGACUCUGUGAGCCUGAGACACGCAGCGUUGAGUGAAGCAUAUGCUAUCCUGAGUGAAUGUGGACCCGGCCCAGUCAGCCUCAUCAUCAGCCGACAUCCAAACCCCAAAGUGUCUGAACAGGAGAUGGAUGAAGUGAUCGCUCGCUCCACUCACAGAGACAGUCAUUCUUCCCACACACUCGGCCUGCCGUCCAAGAGUCCAUCUCCCACUGUUAAAGCCAAGCAGGGUGAGGGUAAUCCUGCUCUCAGCUGGACCAUGAAGAGAUUCCUAGAGCCAGCCAGCAGGCAAGGCUCGUUGAGUUCAGAGGCAGAGCUCUCUCAGUAUUUCUCAGUUCAGGAAGCACCCAGCCAGUCUUCCCUCUCUGAGACCAUAGCGAUGGGAUCCAGUGAUCACAGUAGCAGGAGCUGUAAUACGUCUAUGGAGGAAUCAGCAGCACCUCAGCCUCAUGUCUAUCGGGACUGCUCCUAUAGAGGUUCAGACAGUAGUCCCACAAGCCCAGAAUGUUGUAAAGCCUCUGGAGGGGCUGGUCGCACUGCUGACAUGCCCCAGCAGGCCAGCGUGGGAAGCAGCCCGAGUUCUGUACGUAGCCUACUUCUUCGUCAGCGUCGGGUCAUCUGCUAUGAGGAUGAGCCUAGUGAUGACGAGACUGACAUUGGCCCCUUCCGUCGCCUUCUCCGCGGGGUCUCGGAUGGCGACCACCACCAGCACCAAGAGGAAGACUCUGGUAUUGUAAUAGCCACGUCAUCUCUCGAGGUUGAUGAUGAAAGCCAGGAUAGCAGUGAGAGCCACAGGCAGACUGGAAGUGAGCAGGCCACUCCGCUCUACGGAAGCUCGCUCGAAUCUGAGGAAGGACCUAAUGGCCCGGCUGGUGUCGAAUCUCCCUUCACGCUCAUUCGCUGUAUGGAGGAAGCUGGAGGACCAAACCUUGGUGACAAAAAAGAGCCCCAUCACGAAGGGCAGGAGGUCAAACGCUCACCCAAGCUGGAGCACAAAGCCGUGACUCGUGUCAAGAGCAUGAUGAGCAUCGAGUGCCCCAACCCUCCACAAAGAGCCAAGGGCGAAGAACCGACUUUACUCCCAGCAACCACUGCCCAGGUUACACAGAACAGCACGCGGCCGCCCUGCAGGAUGCUGCACUGCAAGAAGGGGGAAUCCAGUGAAUUGACAGGGGUCUGCACCAUUGAGAAGAUAGUGCUCCAGCGUAGUGAGUCAGAGUCUUUUGGUUUGGAUCUGGAGAUUAAGUCCACUCCACUCAAGGUGCUGAUCACAGGGCUGAGGCCAGGAGGUGUGGCGGAAAGGGAAGCCUCAGGGAAGAUGAGCGUGGGUGAUGAGAUUGUAACAAUUGGUGACACCCCUGUGUGUACAUCCACCUAUCAGGAGAUCUGUGACCUCAUGCACAACCUGCCAAUCACGUUGACCUUAGAGAUUCAGAAGCCAGUCUCAGCUGUAGAUCGACUUUCUAGCCUGAUUAUGUCCUCUGGCUGUGAGGGCUCAUCUAAAUUGGAGGCACCUAGACCUCCUCCAGAGGAAAGGAUUCAUGUGGAUAAAACUCUAGUUACAGCCCAAGAAAGCCUUUCAUCAGAGACAAAUGUAAAACAAGCAUUAGCAGUCCACAGCAACAGCACUAAAAUUGAUGAUGUCAUAACUGAACAGAACUCGGAAGAAAUCAAAGAAAAAGACAAAAGUGUCUCGGGUUCUGCAGAUGCAAGUGCAAAAACAGAAGAGUGUAGUGAAGUAGACAACAGUGGGACUGCAGCUCAAUCACAACCUAACCCUCAGGAUUUCUCUGCCCUAGAUGUGGGGAACAGCGACUGCCAUUUUCCUAUAGGAAAUAGUUAUUCAAGGAACUUAAGUAAUCUGGGAGAGGACAUUGUCCCUCUAGAUAAAGGAGAUGGUGAGAGCCCAAGCAUGUACAGUCUGGUGGAAGAUAGUGACUCUGCAGACAGUGCUGUUAAAGUAGGGUCAUCUCAAGGUCGCUGUGACGGUCCUCAGGACACUGAAUCAGAUGAAAAGCAGGUUGUGCUCUGUUUCAGGUCGGUCAGUCAGCCUGAAGUCAGCAAAUCAGAGGACAGCUGUCUGACAGAUAGAAAAAUAAUUGAAAAUAGCCAAAUUGUUGACAAAACACUUGCUAGUUUGGAUCUCCACAACCCACCUUCACGCAAAAUGCAAGACAAGGACUGUCAAGAGAAUAGUCAUUCUGUCUCUGAGUUACCAGACCCACUUUGCCCUCAAGUUUCAGGUGAUGAUCUCUUAAAUGAGGAUAAUGUGCAUGCUCCCACACAACAUGAGGCAAUUUAUGCAUCUCAUAGAACACAAUCAAACUGCGAGACUGAUGAAAAAUGUGAAACUAUUUCAAAAUCUGUUGAAAUCUGCCAGACACUAACAGAUGUCACUUAUCCCAAUGUUACUCAGAGCAACUGUCAUGUCACCCCAAGAAGUCAAGAAAGCACAACAAAGUUGCUCUCAGAUGCAUCUCUGUCAGUAGAGAAACUCAGCACUGGACAAGUGCCACUGGGAUUGACUGUGCCAGAACCCAAGGCAUUCAAUUAUACCAAUGGUGAAACUAGUGGGCAGGCCUCCUCUACAGUUGCUCCAGAAGACAAGGAGAGAGAGAAAGUUCUUCCUAUACUUGACUUGAAAUCAUCACUCUCCCAAACCCAGAGUAAAUCCAACUCUUAUUGUAUCAAAUCUUUGGGAACUAAAUCCCCUAAUGACACCCCUGUCUCACCCCUGCUGAGAAGUAGACUCAAAGUUGAUGAUAAAAAGUCAAAUACAUCUUCUAAACUCAAGGGUCUAAGUAUUAAGAGUAAAUCCAAAGACCAAGAAAAGUAUGUGUCUAGAUCUGCCAGGGUGGAAAGUCCAGGAGAGAAAAAAGCUCCCAGCUCCCCAAGUCAGUCUCCUAAACUUCUCUCCAAGAGAACCACACCAACCGGUAGUCCUAAAUCCACAAGAACGUCUGAGAGGAUCAGGGUUACUUGUAAAACUGACCAAAGUCAACCAACCGUGUCCAGUGUCUUGAAGUCAAAUUCCAUCAACACCGCCAAAGAAGAGCUCGAGCCUUCCAAGAAGGAGCAAGCCGCUGAUUUAUUGGAGCAAGUCUCAAAAUCAGAGGUCACUGUCGUCAGCACUCAAAGAACUUUCAUUGAGGUACGACUUUCAUCCUCUUCGUCUACACCUGUGCUUACACGCAAGGAAGUUGUGAAUGCAAGUCAUUUAAACUUGGCCUCAGUGUCGGUUGAUCAAGUCGAGUGUAAGGACUCCAAUUCAGACUCCUCUUAUAGAAGACACACAAUCUCAUUAGAAUUAACCAAUUCUUCAUCUAGUUGUUCUCAGCAUGAUGGUACUAGUAAAACAAUUGAAACUGCUGAAAAGGUGUAUUGUAAUGGCCAGGAAGAAAAUCUCCUCAGGAACUCGAAUAAUAAAGAUGGUGCUUCUCGUCUCAAAACAAGCAAAUCCAAAUUUUACCUAAGGGGACUAGACCGCAGGAGCUGCUCUACAGACAUUAGCUGGUCUCUUGACCCAAACCCCUUCUCAGUUCGUCAAAGAAUCCAGUCCUUUGAGAAUCUAGCCAGCUUUGAUCGAUCUGUUGUAAAGUGUAUAGACAUACCGUUUUAUGCUAAUAACUCAAAGCCACCUCUGAACCGGAGGUUAUCUGGGUAUGCUGGAUCCGUUAGCAGUCAGUCCGGUGACAGUCGUUCUUUGAGGAGGAGUUUCAGCUCAUGUGUAGACCAUUUGAGUUCAACCCCAACUCCACCAUAUCCACAGAAUUCCACUUCCACUUCAGUUGUCACCAUCUCUGAAUCAACUCCUCCAAACCGAACCACAGAAGCUGUUAUGAAGGAGAAGGUGAGAAACGAGGCGUCUCAGAACCGACCCACUGUACACACACCACCAGUACUGCGCUCCCGCAAUGCCCGCACACAUGGAGGCCUGUCGCACUCCAAACUGAGAGAGAUACGGGCACUGAGCAUGCCUGACCUGGACAAGCUGUGUACUGAGGAUUUCACCAGUGACCCUGGAAAUGUGAUGUUUAAGACGGAGUUGGAAAUCCACCCUCACAGAUCCAUAGACCCAACAUCACUCAACCUGCAGUGCACUGUGAUGACCAGGGUGAGCAGUGUUGACACUGGGGUUCUUGGUUCAACCAGCAGUGGGGACCAACAUGAAGGCCAGAUCACAGGGCUCUCAUGCUGGACUAUAAGUUUGAAAGACCUUGAAUCUUCUCCUUUGGACCAAAAUAAAGUGCAAGAUGUUCUGCGUUCACUCACGACCAAAGUGGAUGUGACAAGUCUCAUACAGGAAAUAAACACUCUUUCAGAGGUUAAAGAUGGCAUUUACUUUGUGAUCUUAACCAAAGAGCAAGGAUCUGGACUGGGCUUCAGCAUCGCCGGAGGAGUAGAUCUGGAGCAGAAAUUUAUGACUGUCCAUCGGGUGUUCACUCGAGGGGUGGCAGGCGUGGAAGGGACCAUUCAUAGAGGAGACAGAAUUUUGUCAAUAAACGGGACCAGCAUGAGUGGGAUCACACACGGAGAGGCGCUGUCCUGCCUUCAUCAGACCAGACUGCCAAAACAGGCAUUAGUGGUCAUCCAGAAGGGCAGGAACACUGAGCCAACAUCACCUAAACAAGAACUUCCCCUUCAUACUGGAAUCUGUCCCACUCCAGGUCACAGAGACAGCAGCAGAGAACAUAAAACAAUAGGUGUGGAAUUGAGACCAGACGGGGCUUUGAGUGUGGAGUUACAGAAGACUACGGCUGGUUUGGGGUUCAGUCUAGAUGGAGGCAAAGCAUCUGCUUGUGGAGAUCGACCUCUCUACAUCAAACGCAUUUUCCGUGGAGGAGCUGCUGAACAGUCCCGGGUCAUUGAUGUCAGAGAUGAACUUCUAGCCAUCAACAGCUGGGCUUUUCAACGCCUGGAACAUCAUUAAAACUGUCUCUGAGGGCCCCGUCCAGUAAGUCAUCAGAAAACCCAGGACUUCAGUAUGACCCGGUCUGAUCUGUGGUGGACUCUUGUUGUACAUAGACUUUGUAUUUCUUUUCGUAAGUUUGUUAUCGGAUCUCUAUGAUGAAGAACCUGAUGCACAUUCAUUUUUAUACAAACCGAGGCUUCUGCAGAUUUGUGGUAGACUCACAUAUGCGGGUUUAAUAUGCACAAACUUUGUGCUUGAUGACUUUUUGAAGAAUUCUCAAUGAUAUGUUAACAACUGCAUCCCUUGUGUAAUAUAAUUUAAUUCCAAUAUUGUGAAAAUUGGUUUAUAAAUAUAGCUAUGCUUAUACGGUGAUAAUGCAGACCACUAAAGAGUGUGUUCCCAUUGCCUAAUCUAAUGGAUUACAGUAGAUCAAUGUACAUAUCAAAUUCUGUGUGUAUCAUAAAAUGAGUGUUUGUUUUUGACUGGUUUAUGACUAAUAUGGAUUUGUGGAAUUAUUCUUUUUUCUCUCUCUGUUCUCUGUUUUACUGGUAUUUUUAUUGUUCCUUUUGAUGAUUGCAAUUUUUGGGGGGAUUUGGCAUUUAAUUAUUUCAUCUUAAAGCUAAAGUGUGUACCACUAGCAAACACUCCUAUCACCCCAUCUUUCAGGCCUUUUUACAUAAAACAGGAAGCUGUACCCCAGACCCAUGCUAUUGGUUAAAGCACAAGAUGACAUGACAAAAAAAAAAAACAUCUGUGAGAAGCCACCAUUUUUACACUUGCUUCACCUUUAAAUACUUGAAUUCAAUCAGGUUAUUAACAUUUGAAAUACAAUCACAGAAUGAAAAAGCAUUGUCACCUUAGCACAGUUUAAUUGGAAUGCAGUAUAGACUUUUACAGUUAUGAUUAUGUUUGAUCCUUUUCUUUCAGCUGUGAAUAUUGUCACGUUUACCUUCUGAGACUUUCAAUAGAGUUGUCUCCCGGAUAAAAUGUAUCAGUGUUGUUGUUGUUAUAUUUUACUAGAAUUUUCUUUGUUUAAAAUAUUGAGGCUCCCACUUAUUUUAUUGUAAUUUAAUUUUGCUGCGUAUUAAGCACAAGUGUAUGAACUAUAGUGUAUAUGGAGAAAAAAAAACAAUUAUGGAUAUAUAUAUAUUUUUGUCUAUCUAACUUUCUGUUCUGCCCUUGCGAAUAAAGACAUCAGAUGUUUUUUAAA
This is a messenger RNA of Carassius gibelio (silver crucian carp), 8855 nucleotides long. RefSeq names its product PDZ domain-containing protein 2. The coding region runs from base 386 to 7663 and encodes 2425 amino acids. The transcript is spliced from 24 exons. The record is from RefSeq and is a predicted model, not a curated record. Gene Ontology annotation, molecular function: protein binding. Lineage: Eukaryota; Metazoa; Chordata; Actinopteri; Cypriniformes; Cyprinidae.